AUGGCACAAGCAUCCUCAUCCUCUUCACCAACAACGACUACUACUACUACGGAGGAUAUGGAGAGCUCGAGCUCAAAAUGGAGAAAUCAUCAUUUGUUUGGGGAUAAAUAUUACAAUCCAACGGAUCCUCCAUUGUUAGUGGUUUAUGUUUCCGAUCCUUUGAAAGAAGGAUCUGGACUUUCGGCAAGAACCACAUACCUUGUCACGACAACCGUUGUUGCCAUCAAGAAAACUUAUUGUGUACGUCGAAGAUACAAGGAAUUUAAAAAAUUAUUCGAAGAGGUGACAAAAUUAAGAGGAGUUAAUUUAUCUGCUUUUCCAAAGAAAAAGUUAAAGAAAUUUGAUGAGGAUGUUGUUGAGGAGAGACGUUUAAGUUUCGAAAUAAUUUUGAGAGAAAUGGCAGAUUAUCAUCAAGUUGUGAUUAACCCAUCUUUUCGAAAAUUUGUUGAGGUCCCUCUUAAUGUCAACAUAUUUCCUUCUAACUUUUGUAUUAAUUCUUAUGUGUCACGAAGAAGGACAACUAUUACCUCUCCACGAGGAGCACCUCCAACAACAACAAAUACUGUAACUCCUAACAAUGCCUCUUCGAGUCAUUUAAGCGAUGAAACAUCACCAACUGUGACAGUCAUUUCAAGCCAAAUUGAAGUCAAUAACAAUGAUCAAGCAGUGGAUCAAGUAGUAGUUGAGGCAAACCAAUCCACCAUCACUCUAACCUCUCAACCUGAAGAGCCACAAAUUACAACCACCAACCAUGACAAUGAAUACACCUCAACUGAGGUAAAUAAUAAUAAUGAUAAUACUUGUGAGGAAUCUUCAGGAGAGGCAAACAUUUAUCAAGAACACAGUGAAAUAAUUUCUCAGCUUUCAACCACACAUUUGCAUACAUCUCAUCACUACAAUUCUGGAAAUCCCAGAAAGAGUACGGAUAUGCCUUACUACCAGCUGAAGAUGGAGGCAGGAUCAUCAAAAUUAUUGGACAUGAAUCCUGAGGAAAGAGUUCAGGAAAUUUUAAGACAAAUCAAAUCAGAAACAACUAUUUAA
Molecule: messenger RNA, 1041 nt
Organism: Naegleria fowleri
Lineage: Eukaryota; Heterolobosea; Eutetramitea; Acrasida; Naegleriidae
Exons: 4
Coding region: 1-1041 (346 amino acids)
Cellular component (GO): endosome
Molecular function (GO): phosphatidylinositol binding
Source: RefSeq, a predicted model, not a curated record